GACAACGAGGACAAGACCAUGGACGGGGACGCCGAGGGCGUGUGGAGCCCGGAUAUCGAGCAGAGCUUCCAGGAGGCCCUUGCCAUCUACCCUCCCUGUGGCAGGAGGAAAAUCAUCCUGUCAGAUGAGGGAAAGAUGUAUGGUCGCAAUGAAUUAAUAGCAAGGUACAUCAAGCUGAGGACAGGCAAAACCCGCACAAGAAAACAGGUGUCUAGUCACAUACAGGUGUUAGCACGGAAGAAAGUUCGCGAAUACCAGGCGGGUAUAAAGGUUUCUAGCCACUUGCAGGUUCUCGCCCGGAGAAAAUCUCGCGAGAUCCAGUCAAAGCUAAAGGCGAUGAAUUUGGAUCAGGCCUCUAAAGACAAAGCCCUGCAGAACAUGGCAGCACUAUCAUCUGCACAGAUCGUCUCACCAAGCAUGAUAAAGAAUCAUCUUCCACCGUUGCCUCCUGCCCCCUACCAACCUGCCAGAUUCUGGCCUGCUCCAAUCCCAGGACAGCCUGGACCCUCUCAGGAGCUGGUUCUAGAUCUCAACCCGGGAAGGACUCCUGGGCUUGGCCGCACCAGCCAUGCUAUCAAACCUUUUGCACAGCCACCAUACCCAAGCCUAUCAGGUCCUGUACCGCAAUCCAUACCAAGCUGUCCAGGUUAUGAGCCCUUGGCGCCUCCCCCUGCACCAACUGCAACCGCAGUACCAGUGUGGCAGGACCGGACCAUCGCCUCCUCUAAGCUGCGGAUGCUGGAGUACUCAGCCUUCAUGGAGGUGCAGAGAGACCCAGACAACUACAGCAAACAUCUGUUUGUCCACAUUGGACAGACCAACCCCUCCUACAGCGACCCUCUCCUCGAGGCUGUGGACAUCCGGCAGAUCUACGACAAGUUCCCUGAGAAGAAGGGCGGGCUCAAAGAGCUUUAUGAGAAAGGCCCUCAGAACGCUUUCUUCCUAGUUAAAUUCUGGGCGGACCUGAACAGCAGUGGCAUGCAGGACGGCCCUGGUUCUUUCUACGGCGUCAGCAGCCAGUAUGGCAGCAUUGAGAACAUGACGAUCACCGUUUCAACCAAAGUCUGCUCGUUUGGCAAGCAGGUUGUCGAGAAAGUAGAGACAGAGUACGCCCGCCUGGAGGGAGGAAAGUGUGUUUACAGGAUCCACCGUUCUCCUAUGUGCGAGUACAUGAUCAACUUUAUCCACAAACUCAAACACUUGCCUGAAAAAUACAUGAUGAACAGUGUUCUUGAAAACUUCACUAUCCUACAGGUGGUGACGAACCGCGACACCCAGGAGACCUUGCUCUGUAUAGCAUUUGUUUUUGAGGUUUCCACAAGUGAACACGGAGCUCAGUAUCACGUCUACAGACUUGUCAAAGACUAACAGCUCUUCAGGGAGGUUUUGGAAAAGCCAGACGAAAAGCGUGAUACAAUCUCUCUUCGACCAGCUCAACCAUCCAGGAAAAACUAAAAAGCAAACAAACAUUCAAACAAUGCUAGACCUUACUAACAAGGACAGAUAUUUCAUGCUUUAACAACAAAAAAAAGUAUCAUACGCAAGGAAAAAAAAGAAUGAAUCUCAACUGGCCGACACGCAAAGAAAUUUUGAAGAAUUACAGAUUUUUCGAACAACCAGCUAUUUUCCAUGUGUUUAAACAUGCUUUAGAUGAAGUGGGUCACUUUUGCCAAGGUAAUUGAUGGAACUUGAAAUGUUUUAUUGAGGGAACGAGAAUGUGUUUAGGGUUGAGAAGACUCUCACGGUUUCCAAGGGAACACACUCUAAGCAAUAAGAGGCGUGUAUAUAAGAUUGAUAAAGAAGAGAGAACAGGACCACGGAAGGGGGAAAACCAGAGCCAAGUGGUGUUGUUGCAGUAGGUUUGUUAGGAAAGUGCCUUUUCUCCAAAGAUUAUAUCAUUGCCUGCCACUUUGGAUUGCCUUUUUUUUACUACCUCUUGUUUUUAAAUGAACAGAAUGAACAGAAAAUAGUCAGACAGGUGUAUUUUGUCAAAAAAAAAAAAAAGAAUUGAAUGAAACCUCUCAGAUUCACGUCUUUUGAGGCAGUUUUUGUAUUUGGGCACAAAGAGGAAUGGUAUGGGAUAACUAAUUUUCAUGUAGCCUGUUACUUUGAAAAAAAAAAAUCGUCCCAAGUUUUACAGUCCAAGUGUACAGGGAGAAGGUUUAUUGUGUUACCAUAUUAUUAAGGUUCUGCUUUUUUUAAUGUUUUAUUACACAGUUUUAAAAAAAAUCAGGUCUUACAAGCAUCUAUCUAUAACAGACUUUUGACACUAAGGAUGCCUUGUAUCAUUGCUAGCCUGACAUAAAGCCAAGGCUUUACCAUCCUUACGAGAUCCCCCAUUAUUUCUCGCUGUAUGAAGACGUGUGCUUGGUUGCACUUAAAAGAUCAAGAAGAGGGGUGAAGCAACAGCAGUGCUUAUUUUCUGCCUUGAGUUAUGUAGCCUAAUUGAAAAAAAAAAAAAGAAUUGUUUCUGUACUGUGAGUCAGUGGAUGCUAAAGGAAUAUGUGUUACAUAGGAGUAUUUUUUUGGAGGGCAGGGUGGGGCAGGGGGGAGCCUUAAUGUUCAUAUUUGUGAUCAGUUAACUCAGCACUCAACUCAGACCGUGGCUAAAGUGGAGAGAAGUUAAUCACUGUUUCUUUUGUUUAAAAAAGAGAUUGUAUGCUGUGAAGUCGGCUCAUUUGCUUCACCCUUCUCUGUGUAAUGUGUGGAGAAGCUGCAUUCAUUGAUAAAAGUUCAGUUUUGAUAUUUAAGACUUUUUUUUUUACUGACAUUACAAAUGAAAUCAUUUUGAAAUCAAACUAAAUAAUUGUCUUGAAUGAGAGCUAUUGUCUCUGUGCUGUGGAGUAUGACCAUUGAUUGUUAUUUAUAGGGUUGGUAAGCAAAUAGUGGGAGGGCAGGGUGGGGUACUUGGAGAUGUAUUGAUCAUUUUCCAUUGUGAUGGAGAUGUUAAAAGUAUUGCAGGACUCAAAGUAGAGACAGGAUUAACUGUCGAGCCGUGGGUCCUGCUGGACGAGUGUCUACUCUGUGUGGUUCACUGGACAAUUUUGCUAUAAAGUUCAAAUUUAAGAUAUUGUAUGGUGGAAUAAUUGCACCUGGCUUUGAAUGUCAUAUUUCACAAGCUAGAUACAAUAACACUCCUCCUCUAGGUUUCUCAAUUUAUCUUUUAUACAGACUUUUUUUUGUUUUUUUGCCAUUAUCAAGAUUAAUGUUUUGUUUUGAUUCUGUUGUCUUUUGACUUUCAGUGUCUGCCAUAUGCUUCACUGAAAAUAAUGUGUGACUGUGCUGAUAUUGAUAAUUAAUAAUGAGAUAUCUAAUGUAUCAUAUUCUGAAUGGUGUGGGCAGGUUUUUUUGUUUUGUUUUGUUUUGUUUUUUUGGUUUAAGGUGGUUUACUAUUGUCUUUGUUACCAUUGUGCAUUGCAAUUUUAUACUUCAAAGUAGAGGUUGGACUAUAUAAUCAAACAAAUGUAUCUAACAAUAAAAGACGCAUGGUGCCUUUGGGGCCAUUUUUCCCCAGAAAACUUAUUAAACAUGUUUGUAAAUUUG
Messenger RNA from Lates calcarifer (barramundi perch), 3543 nucleotides. It is a transcript of the gene tead3b, whose product is annotated as TEA domain family member 3 b. Gene Ontology annotation, cellular component: transcription regulator complex. The record is from RefSeq and is a predicted model, not a curated record. Lineage: Eukaryota; Metazoa; Chordata; Actinopteri; Centropomidae. Gene Ontology annotation, biological process: embryonic organ development; hippo signaling; positive regulation of transcription by RNA polymerase II. The transcript is spliced from 14 exons. Gene Ontology annotation, molecular function: RNA polymerase II cis-regulatory region sequence-specific DNA binding; DNA-binding transcription factor activity, RNA polymerase II-specific. The coding region runs from base 19 to 1368 and encodes 449 amino acids.